GAGAGCCGUUCACUGCAGACUCGGAUGGAAUGAGACCAGAUACCAGCAAACUUUCCCAUCUACAUCUACUUUUCUUUCUUUGUAACCCUCUUUCUGUUCAGACUCUGAAGCAACAUCUGGAUUUUACUUCUGCGGGAAUUACAUGACAAGGAAAUCACGAUCAUAAUUAUGGAACAGAAAAGGCAAAGAGCCAGACUGAAUGAGGAAGAGGAAGACUUCAAAACUCAAAGCUUAAAAGACAGAGAGCUGUGUGGAAAAGGUGGAGGACUGAUGGACAAGAGUGAAGAAAAGAAAACAUGUAAAAGAAAGAGAGAGCAUUUGUGUUUGCUGUGUGGGAAGAGCUUUAGUACAGCUGGCCAUCUGAAGAUACACCACAUGAUUCACACUGGAGAAAAGCCUCACAAGUGCUCAUACUGUGAGAAGAGUUUCAGUCAGCCAGGAACCUUGAAAAUCCAUGAGCGAAUUCACACUGGAGAAAAGCCGUAUCACUGUAAUCAGUGUGACAAGAGUUUCAGAUAUAACACUAAUCUCACGAAUCAUCUUCAUGUUCACACUGGAGACACGUUUACCUGCACUCAGUGUGGUCACGAUUUUAUAUCUGCAUCAAGUCUGAAACAACACAUGAUAGUUCACACAAAUGAGAAGCCUUAUGCGUGUCUAUUCUGUGAAAAGACUUUUACACGUCCGGAUCAUUGUAAACGGCACCAGAAAACACACACUGAUGAGAGAGAUCAUGUGUGUUUACAGUGUGGGCAGAGAUUUAGUAGAGCUGAUAAUCUGAUGCAGCACCAAAGAGUUCACACUGGAGAAAAACCGUACAAGUGCUCAUACUGUGAGAAGAGUUUCAGUCAGUCUGGAAACUUGACGUUACAUGAGCGAAUUCACACUGGAGAGAGGCCAUAUUACUGUCCUCCAUGUGACAAGGGUUUUUCCGAAUUAAGAAGCCUCAAUGAUCACAUCAAAAAACACCAUAAGUCAUCACAGUGAUCAAUUCUUUAAUUUUAAAUGUGGUAAUUUUCAUUGUUUCUACUGGCUCGUAUUUUCAUCAUCUGUCAGGCUGAUUUAUGUCAUCAAUAGAUCUCAGCUGUGAAUAUGAACUGAUUGUACAUGAUUUACUGCAGCAGAACAUGAGCAUGAUGUCUUUAAUGACUCAAUAUACUGUCAAGAAACCUGCAUUUUUUGUAUGAGACAUUAAAUACAUUUUACUUGCA
Molecule: messenger RNA, 1211 nt
Organism: Danio rerio (zebrafish)
Lineage: Eukaryota; Metazoa; Chordata; Actinopteri; Cypriniformes; Danionidae
Source: RefSeq, a predicted model, not a curated record